UCGCGCUGCGGCGACGCGCGCGGCAGCGCGGUCCCCCGCAGCGCAACGGGUGAACGUCGGUAAACAGUGCAAGCUCAGCGCGAGCGUUAUCCUGGUGGUGUGUCCUGCUGGGACCAUGCCGUCGAUGUCGCCAGCGAGAGCAGCAGCCGUGGCCGCCACCAUGGUCUUGAUCUGGCUAGCGACUGCAGUAGACGCCGCGGUGAGAGUGAGGAGAGAGUCGUGUCGAGCGAGGCACCUAGUCCGCGUUGACGAGACGACGGACGGCCGCUGCAUGCCCGUACACGAGUGCCUCGAGUCACUCAAGGACGUGGGCAGACUCAAGUUCCCCAUGUUCUGCGGCGUACGCGGCCUGCUGCCCAUCGUGUGCUGCCCGAACAAGGACCCUCCUCCGACGCCUGCCCCGCCACCAGCAACUCCUCCACCUCGUCCACAGCCGGUGGUCACCACAGCCCCUUCUCAACCAGUCGUCAGAGAACCACCUGCAGGGACUCCGUGCACGGUGUCCGAGUCCGGGCAGCCGGGCGCGUGCGUUCCCCUGAAUGGCUGCGAGCCACUGCAGGAGCAGGUUCGCCAGAAGAAGUUCCCGUCCUUGUGCGACCUGAAAGGAGGCGUCGCGUACGCCUGCUGCCCUCGAGCCCAGCCACAGGUGCCCAGUACGACCACGAGACCCCCUCUGGACAGAGCCGUAAAGAUCGCCGGACUCAAGUACGAGAACGGGAAAUACUGUGGCAAGACUCCUAGUAAACCCGGUCACAUUGACUUCAGACCAGUCGUGAAAGGUGGAAAAGACGCCGAACUUGGGUCCUAUCCAUUUAUGGUGGCCGUAUUCCGGGACAAUGUGAGGGUACUGAACUUCUGGUGCGGUGGAGCAUUAAUUCUGAGAAGGGUGGUCCUGUCGGCCGCUCACUGCUACUAUGACACCUUGCAUGACACGCGAUACGUAGUCCGCGUCGGAGGCGUCAGCAUAUCGGAUGGCAGCACAGAACCGGUCGUGGAGCGCCACGUGGAAUCGGUUCACGUGCACCCGGAUUACGACGAGCGGUUCCACUACAACGACGUGGCGCUUCUCUUCCUCAACCGAUCGGCGCAGCAGUACAUCAAGAAACCGGUCGCCUGCCUGCCCGAGCCCAACACCGCGCCCGAUGCGCCACACGGCACAGUGCUCGGCUGGGGACACGACGAUUUCGGAGGACGGCUGCAGACGGUUCUCCAGGAGGCCAUGAUACCGUUGGUGGACAAUCCGACUUGCGAACGUGCCUACACGAAGCUGAACUCGUUCGAGACCAAGUUCCCCCGUGGCAUCAACGGAGACUUCCUCUGUGCCGGGAACAUCACAGACGGUGGUGUCGACGCCUGCCAGCAAGAUUCUGGUGGACCGCUGGUGACGAACUCAACCCGGGACGGACGGAACUUCUUCGAAACCAUCGGCAUCGUCUCGUUCGGCGUUGGCUGCGGAUCCGCCGCUUACCCUGGCGUCUACACGAGAGUCUCGAAAUACGUCGACUGGAUACUCAACGUCAUGGCAGACGCAAUACCGGACGAGCAAAUAUACACACGUCGAGCGUGCGUGGUUGCGGUUGCUCGGAGGGAAACCGUGAACGUUGCUGGUGGUGGUUGUUUAGACGCGGGCAGGCCGCACCUCUGUGUGUGUUCGGAACUGGAUGAAACGGCAAGAGGAAACGGUGGAGACGCGAUGCAUACUGCGGCCUGGAGGAUGCGGCGGCGAACCUUUUCCACUGUUUCGCUGAUCGUCCUCCUCUCCCACUUGUUCCUGCACCAGGAGGCGGAAGCCGCCAGAGGAAACAGGGGUGGUGCGUGCCGCGCGAGGCACCCGACGCGCAACUUCGAGCUGACUGACGGUCGCUGCAUGCCGCUACACCAGUGCCUGCAGUCUCUGAGGGACGUGGGUCGACUCAAGUUCCCCAUCUUCUGCGGCGUCGACAUCCUGCUGCCCAUCGUGUGCUGUCCCCAGAGGCAGCGUCCGCCCACGCCCGCGACGACGGCGACUCCUGUGACACGUCCACCGGCGGUGCCAACACCGGACCGUUCUGCAGCAUUUGUCGGAGGACCACCACAAGAACCACAGCACCCAGCUCAAGAUGGUCCACCAGCUAUCCCUGUCGUCUUUUCCGAGUCGGAUGAGCCGGCUGUUGAGUGCGAGACCCCCACUGGUCAGCCGGGUGCCUGCUUGCCGCUGGAGAGCUGCAUGCCACUGCGCGAACAAGUUCGCCGCAAGGAAUUCCCACCGCUGUGCGACCUGCGAGGCACAACGCCGUACGCCUGCUGCCCCGCGAGGCUGUUCCGCCAAGGCUCGCAUCACAUCCACGACGCGGAGACAACCACGGCACAGCCUGAGGACGAUAUGCCGAGGGAGGCUCUCAACAGGGCCAUUCGCAUGACUCAGAUCGUGCUCGAGAACAAUCGGUAUUGUGGCAGGACCCCGAAGUCAUUUCUUGGGCAAAAAUUUAGGACCACGCCCACCGUUUUGGGAGGCCGCUCUGUAAACCUCGGAAAGUACCCCUUUGCUGUGGCCAUAUAUCGAAAUGAGGUGAACAUUCUCAACUACUGGUGCGGCGGUACGCUCAUCACUUCCCGGGUCGUACUGUCGGCGGCUCAUUGCUUCGCCUAUUCACUGAACGGCACCAAGUACAUCGCACGAAUUGGCGGUGUCAACAUCUCGGACACGAGCAAUACCACGUUCGUGCAGAGGAACGUUGCCUCGGUGCUCGUGCACCCUGAUUACAACGACAGGCGUCACUACAACGACGUCGCACUGUUGCUGCUGGAUACACAAGCACGACAGAGAGGCGUGUCGCAGCCAUUCGCCUGCUUGCCGGAUGCCGAUUCUGCCCUGACAGUGCAAGGAAUUGCCACAGUGCUGGGCUGGGGACACAACUCUUUUGGUGGCACCCUGCAGACCGUACUUCAGGAAGCACAGGUCCCUCUAGUGGACAACGCCGCGUGCGACAGAGCGUAUCACUCGCUCGGUAGCUACGACCGCGAAUUUCCGCAAGGCAUCAACGAGCAGUUCGUCUGCGCCGGAAACAUCACGGUCGGUGGUGUCGACGCUUGCCAGCACGACUCCGGUGGCCCGUUGGUUGUGAACGUGGAUCGUCUAGGUCAAACUUACUACGAACUGGUCGGCGUCGUGUCCUUCGGUGUUGGCUGCGGCUCGGCUGCCUACCCAGGGGUGUACGCCAGCGUUUCACACUUCAUGCACUGGAUUCUCAACGCCACCGCCAGUAUCGUUCCCGAAGACGCGUACGAGGGUACCAAUUUCGUCUGACUGCUCCAAUCACGUCUCACUAACUCGGAUACUGGCCCUGUGCUGGACGCUGAAGAAAUCACCCACAGGUGUCACAGAACCCGUUGCGGCAAGCCAGGAGUUCAGUUCGCCGCCGAAUGCAAGACGCUCUUGAGGAAGCAAAAAGGACCUUGACUUUGACCGGUGUGCAAAUGCGCGAUUGAGUCUGGCUUCCCUGGUCACUGGUACUCGAUAAGCGCUUUAUAUGCCUCGAUAUCACAGGGAAUAAAAUGCGUGUUGUCGCGAGCGCUGGCGCAUAGCGCAAAAACGUGUGCAUGUUUGUGCUAAGCCGUGCCAUACGCUCGGCUUCAUGUUUCUUGAAAAUAAAAACUUGGAGGGCGCUUAAGUUUCGCACGGAA
Messenger RNA from Rhipicephalus sanguineus (brown dog tick), 3663 nucleotides. RefSeq lists its product as uncharacterized. Bases 116 to 3286 code for a protein of 1056 amino acids. The transcript is spliced from 19 exons. Gene Ontology annotation, biological process: proteolysis. Gene Ontology annotation, molecular function: serine-type endopeptidase activity. The record is from RefSeq and is a predicted model, not a curated record. Lineage: Eukaryota; Metazoa; Arthropoda; Arachnida; Ixodida; Ixodidae.